UAAUCCAUAUUAUUAUUGUACCCAGAAACUGUGUUGGAGUGCUUUAAGCCAAAUCGACUACACACGACACGAGAAACAAAUGACAAGCGCAAGAAACGCCAGGAACAUGACGCAACCUAGAGACACAAAGACCACUACAACAACAGUCGUGUCAUGUUCUGGAGUUGGUGUGGGGCGGUUAGUUGCGUCCAUGGAGGCCAUUGUGUUUGAUGUAUGAGGCAGAUGAUGAUUUAAAUCCUAAGUUGUGUGGUUUGAAGAAGAUUGAGAUAUAUAAGUGCCUUAUUUGUAGGGAAAAUUGAGAACAGUAGGUUGCUGCUAAGUUUCUAAUGACUUGGCUCCCAUCCUAAGGUUUUUGUUUGCAUUAGAAAACACUUCUAAAGUAUCUAGCUUGUUGUUUUUGUCAAGCCAACCUAGAAAACAAAUACUAAACGGAGAGUAAAUUCCAAGGAAAAUUAAUAGACUCCCA
Thlaspi arvense is the source of this 466-nucleotide messenger RNA. NCBI's taxonomy places the organism in Eukaryota, Viridiplantae, Streptophyta, Magnoliopsida, Brassicales, Brassicaceae. The record is from the annotation of a GenBank genome assembly.